GGUCACGUGACUGGGUGGAGUGGGGUAGCAGUUCCAAACAACGGCGUCAACACCCGGCAUAGUGAAUUUGUGCAACGAGGUUGAGUGUCGUGCUGUGAUUGUGUUUGAAAAAGUUUUUGUAAAAAAUUACUCAGGAUAUCUGAAUUGAAUGAUCACAAACUCUUCCCUCAUAGUUAACCUCAAUUUUGGAUUAAAGUGUUUCUACUUAGUAAAAGGCAUUGCUUCCCAAUGUUCCAAAGAUCCAUUUAAUUACCUCUGCUAAAAUUACGUAUGUAGUCCUGAACUGUGAAUCAAACAGCAAUACAUACCAAAACAUUUGAUUUUUAGUACGUCCACUUGUUUGCAUACAGAAUUUGAGUCAUUAGCCGACACUCCACUCAUAAAAACAUAGUUCGUGUGAUACCCUAGAGGAUUAGUGAAAUUAAUAGUUUGCUGAUCUCAAGCUAGUUGGUAGGAUGGGAGUGAAGCAGAGCAAGAGGUCGGGGUCAGUGGACAUCUCGGGCACGCCGAAGAAGGGCGAAGUGGAGAAUGGCGCUGCGGUCGAAGGUGGCCGCCUCGAGAAGCUGGAGGAGGGUGACGUCAUCAAGCCCGCACAGAACGGCACGGCUCCACACGCUGAACAGGAGGCUCCACUGGUGAACGGUGGUGGUGACCACGCAACUCCGGAAACACCAGAGAAGAGCACCGAAGAAGCGAAAACGCCGGACGAGCCGAAAACGCCCGACACCCCAGCGACGACAGAGGCCGACUCGGACACCCCCGCCAGUCCGACCACGCCGGCCGAGAACGGAUCAGCCACCCCCGACCAGACACCCUCCAAGGAGGAGGAGGGCGGCAAGCCCGAAAAGAAGAAGAAGGAAAAGUCCAAAAAGAAGUGGUCGUUCAGAUCGAUCAGCUUCUCUAAGAAGGACAAGACCAAGCCGAAUGUCACCAAGGACGAGUCGGCCGGAAAGAACGGCGAAGUCGCUAAGGAGGCCGCCUUACCUGAGGUUGCUGAAACAACUGAAGCUCCAGUGGCCGAAGCAGAGGCAACAGAAAAAGUAGCCGAGACUGAGAAGGCUGCCGUGGAAGCAGUAAGCGAGAAGAAAGAGGAGGAAAAGAAAGAAGAGAAGAAGGUUGUGGAGGCAGUGAAGGCAGUGGAGGCAGUGGAGGUGGUUGCGGCAGCAUCUGAGGCGGUCGCCGCCGUCACAGAGGCCGUGAAGAGUGCGGAAGCACCCGUGGUCAGCACCCCGCCGCCGGCACCAGUCUCCGUCGAAGCCCCAGCUGCACCCGCAGCUCCCGCUCCAGUCGAAGAGCCAGCUGCACCAGUUGAAGCAGCGCCAGUUGAGAAGCCAGUUGUCGCCGAUCCAGUGUGUCCCAUUGUCCCGCCAGCUGCCCCCGUCUCUGAGCCUGAGCCGCCAGUUGUCAAAGAGCCUGAAGUAGAAGUAGUAGCCGCCGCCCCCGUUGAAGAGGCCCCAGCCGCCCCCGUUGAAGAGGCUCCAGCCGCCCCCGUUGAAGAGGCCCCAGCCGCCCCCGUUGAAGAGGCCCCUGCACCUGUAGCAGAAGAGACAGCAGCCGUGCCGCCUCCCCUGCCGGCCAGUCCUCCUCCGACCGAGGCACCGCCCCCAACCCCCGUCGCACCCACCCCGGCCCCAGAAGUCGAGCCCGAAAAGGACACCCAUGAGACCGAGGAGGUGAAUGGAGGAGGUGAAGGAAUGGCUGAAUUCGAGGAGGAGCAGGAGGACAAAUCCCUCCCUCUCCCUCCACCACUUGUCAACGGAUUCGGUGAUGACGGUCAUCACUCGGUGAUCGAAGAAGUUAUCAGCCAAAUGGAGAAAGUAGAAAUAGUUAAAUCUUUGGAUCUUAACACAGAUAUUCCAGAAUUGAGUUCUGUUGAAUGCAACAAUGAAGUGAACUCUUAUGAAUGCAACAAUGAUGUUUCUGAUUCGGUAGCAACCAUGGACUAAAGAGCCAUCCACAGAUGAGAACGAGCGCUCACGUAUAUAUAUAAAUAAUGUAUAGUUGGAUAAAAGUGAAAGUGUGGAUAGAAAUUUGUAAGAACUUUUUUUCGUUCGCCGAAAUAAUUAUGCGCACAUGUCACUUUUUGUUGGAGCUAAAAUUCAAGUGACAAGUUCAUUUGAUUGAAAUUAUUUGAAUGCGAACAAAAUAAGAACAAAUUAUUGUCUCAACUUUCCACAACUAUUGUCUUUCGUAUUUCGUUGAACAGUGUAGUUACUGUUGAAAGUUUAUAAACAAUUCUACAAGGUGGGAUUCUUCCAAUGGCAUUUCGUCUAGACGGUGAAAUAAUUUGUGUUCAAUUUCAAUUGCAAAUUUUAGAAGAGAAAACAAACAUAUAAAAUUCCAGGUAAAACGCUUUGUGCAUUGGGAACAAUUUAUCUCAGCACUAGGCUUCUCUGUUCUGGAACAGCACAACUCAACUUCCAAUCUCAAUGAUUGAAAUACACCCCUAAUUUCUAGACUCCUAGAUCUCUCUAAUUGGUGAAUUCGUUUUCAGAUUGGUUUGAUCAAAACAUGAAUAAGUAAGCAUGAUCAAACAACACAAAACUUUCGCAUGGCAGUAUGUAUCAAUAUUAUCAUUCAUAAAUGUAGAAUAGAUUUAUAAUUAUAAUAUUAGUAGUCUAGCCAGUUUUAAAUUCUGAAUAAUCAGUAAUGAUAUUUACAUUGGAAUGUUUGUUUAUAUAUAUAUUAUAUAUUUCACUGCAAGUGUGAAUGUGAAUUAGAGGUUACAUGAAAGUCAGCGCUGAGCGGCUUUUUGUUUGUAAAGCUUUUUAUAUGUAUUAAAUAUUAUUGAUAAUUACUAUAUAUAGAAAUUGCUAAUUGAAAAUUGUAAAAUAGUUUUUUUUAAUAAAGUUUAAAUGCAAUGCUUAUUAUUAUCAUUACUUAUGAUUAUGAUGUAUGUAAUUUUAGUGGCAAGAUUGUAUGUGUAUAAACUUGAUGGAUGAUUGAUGUGUUUCGGCCAGCCAGCACACUCCAACUCCAACUCAGUCCUCACGCCCACUUAACCCAAUCAUCACGAAAACAAAUUCACAAAUGUUUAAUCAACAAAUAGGGCGGGACUGGGGAUAUAUAUUUUUUUAUCUAUUUUUUUAUUCUUUUCACUUGUAGUUUUGUAGACUUCUUUGAAUGUUCAUUUUCAUUUAAUUGGUUCUUCAAUACAGUUUUGAGUAGACAACAUGGUAGAAUGAAACAGGCGAUGCUAUCGCAAAUCGAAGGUUUUUGCAGCUAAGAGAUCGUAUAUCAUAAUGAUGAGAACGCAAAAUCAGAACAAAUUUAGAAUAAUUGUUUGAGAUCUCCAUUAAGGUUGUUAGAUUGGAGUGGGGAAACUGCUUGAUAGCGAAUGAAAUUACCAAUGACUCUAAAUUAGUUGUAGAAUAAUUUCAAGACUGGCUCUUGUUUUCGAGAUUAUCUUAGUUUGUGUUUUAAUUUCCAUAAUCCUUGAAAAUUGGAGCAAUGCUUGAAAUAUACAUGUAAUGAUAAUUGUAUUAUGUUUAAACGUUAGUCUAGUUGGCUAUGAGUAGAACUAUUGAACAAUAUCUAUUUCUCUUCACUGGUGCCAAAACAUCUUACCUUGAGUUUGCUAUGUCAAAAUAAGGAAAGUUUCAAACCAAGUAUAUUGCUAUUUUGAUAUUUAUUACACAUUAGUGAAACAGCUUCAAAUAGUUCUAAUUAAUGUCAUGUCUCCAAGCAUUGCCGUUCAAAUUGAGAAAGAGAAUAUUGUUAUGUGGUAGAGAAAUUUUUUAUACAGAAUAGCAUUUGUGAAUUUUUCGAAUUCAUUCAUUUUUAAUGAAUUAUCAUAUAUGAAUAUAAAUUAUUAGAUUUGAAUACCGAGAAAAUUUUCCUUCCGUAUGUUUGGAUCUUCGACAUAUUUUACAUUCAACUUGACUGAUGAGAAAUUUUGGAGAACUGGUUUCUUAUUCCAUCCAAAGUAUAAAAAUAGCGUCAAGAUAUCAUCAAAAGUUUGUUACUGUAAACUCGACUAAGACUCGUUUUGAUAAGCAACGAAGCUGUAAUUUUUUGUGUACUUCCUAUUUAAAUAAUUGUUGAAUUUAUUAUUCUAAAUGUACAUAGAAAAUAUCAGCUUUGUAAAUGUUCUACUAGAAAUUAUUGUAUGUCAAUUUUAAAACUAACCUUCCAUUUAUACACAUCAUACCAUAAUGUAUAAAUUAUGAUAAUUGAUUUGAAUUGAUUUUAUAUGAAAAUAUAUAUUAUCAUGAUCCCCACUCAAUCUUAUAUUGUCGUGUGAAUGUGUUUAUAGAUUUUAAAAUAUACAAUGUUUCAAAUUUUUUGUUCAA
This is a messenger RNA of Nilaparvata lugens (brown planthopper), 4292 nucleotides long. Its product is annotated as fibrous sheath CABYR-binding protein. The transcript is spliced from 14 exons. The coding region runs from base 456 to 1946 and encodes 496 amino acids. Lineage: Eukaryota; Metazoa; Arthropoda; Insecta; Hemiptera; Delphacidae. The record is from RefSeq and is a predicted model, not a curated record.